AGGCCUCUAGGUGGCGCAGGUGAGUCUGCAGUGAGGGAAAGCCCCUCGGCAAGGGCUGAGUUUCCAAAGUGCAGACAGGACGGGAACAGUCGAGGAGGAGUCCCGAGAAGCCCCGUGGAACAGAAGGAAAGAGGGGCUGACGGCAGAGAGGUGCCUCGCCCCCCGCAGCUCUGCCGGCCUCCAGCGACGUUGAGCACCUGCUUCUGAGAGCAGUGCCGGGCCGCCAGCUGAGAACCCUGGUGGCCCAAACCGGGACGGUGCCUGGCUUUCUUCAGGGACCAUCUUCUGCUUGGAUUAGAAACUGCCCCUCCAGGUGAACCCGCAGGCGAGGAUGGCCCACGUGGGAGGCUGCAAGAGCACACUCUGGCUCCCCGUCUUGGUGGUGUCUCUGAUGUGCUCCACCAGAGCAGAAUACUCCAACUGCGGAGAGAAUGAGUACUACAACCAGACCACUGGGCUGUGCCACGAGUGUCCCCAGUGUGGGCCGGGGGAGGAGCCCUACCUGUCCUGUGGCUACGGCACCAAAGAUGAGGACUAUGGCUGUGUCCCCUGCCCGGCGGAGAAGUUUUCCAAAGGAGGCUACCAGAUAUGCAGGCGCCACAAAGACUGCGAAGGCUUCUUCCGAGCCACCGUGCUGACACCAGGGGACAUGGAGAAUGACGCUGAGUGUGGACCUUGUCUCCCUGGCUACUACAUGCUGGAGAACAGACCCAGGAACAUCUACGGCAUGGUCUGCUACUCCUGCCUCCUGGCGCCGCCCAACACCAAGGAGUGCACGGGAGCCACCUCGGGAGUUUCUGCCAACUCCCCCAGCACCUCUGGCAGCACCCUCCCUCCUUUCCAGCGCGCCCAUAAAGCAGAGCUCUCGAGCCAAGGACACCUGGCCACGGCCCUGAUCAUUGCCAUGUCCACCAUCUUCAUCAUGGCCAUUGCCAUUGUUCUCAUCAUCAUGUUCUACAUCAUGAAGACAAAGCCUUCUGCCCCAGCCUGCUGCACCAGCCAGCCCGUGAAGACUGUGGAAGCCCAAGUGAGCAAGGAAGAGGAGAAGACAGAGGCCCCAGACGGUGUGGUGAUUUUCUCUGAGAAGGACGAAUUCGAGAAGCUGACGGCAGCACCAGCAAAGACAGCCAAGAGCGAGAACGACGCUUCAUCGGAGAACGAGCAGCUGCUGAGCCGCAGCCUGGACAGCGACGAGGAGCCCGCCUCCGACAAGCAGGGCCCCCCUGAGCUGUGCCUUUUGUCGCUGGUCCACUUGGCCAGAGAGAAGUCGGCCACCACCAAGUCGGCUGGGAUUCAAAGUCGAAGAAAAAAGAUAUUGGAUGUGUAUGCCAAUGUGUGUGGAGUGGUGGAAGGUCUCAGCCCCACAGAGCUGCCAUUUGAUUGUCUCGAAAAGACAAGCCGAAUGCUCAGCUCCACGUACAACUCUGAGAAGGCUGUUGUGAAAACGUGGCGCCAUCUCGCCGAGAGCUUUGGACUGAAGAGGGAUGAGAUUGGGGGCAUGACAGAUGGCAUGCAACUCUUUGACCGCAUCAGCACCGCAGGCUACAGCAUCCCAGAGCUGCUCACAAAACUGGUGCAAAUAGAGCGGCUGGAUGCCGUGGAGUCCUUGUGUGCAGACAUACUGGAGUGGGCUGGGGUCGUGCCACCUGCCUCCCAGCCACCCAUUACACCCUGAGGACAGCCUGUGGACUGUCCUCCCUGGGGUGCACCAAGGAUCUAAUGAGGGCUCUGGAGCUGUGAGCAGUGCCAACAGACUGCCAAGAAUCAAGGCUUUUUCUCCUAUGUCACCUAAGGCUUGGAAUGUCUUAGGCUAUUCCAAGGAACAAGAGGAAUGAGGCCUGUCUUCCAAACUAACCAAAGGUAAGAGAUUAGAGCUGGGCUACUCCUAGCUACCCACUGGUACCUCACCAGGCAGAAUGAAUGUUUACUCAGCCAGCCAGUCAGCCUACCAAGAACUCUGUCAGGGGACAUUGUUGGGUUCUCAAAUGAACCAAACAUGUGGAGAUUACAGAGGUGAAGAAUCUGGUCCCUGUCUUUAAGGAGUUUACAACCCAGUGAGAGAGAGAAGACGUGUGCAAACCACUUUGCUAGAAGGCAUCAAGCAAUCUGAAUGAGGAGACGUUAGAAAAUGUAAUGAAAAUUCUGAGAGAGGGAGAUGCCUUCCCACUAGAGCAAUGAAGGAGGGAAUGCUCGUGAAGAAAGGAGCUCAAAAGUUUGGUACAAAGGCCAGAAAAUACAGAUACCCCACUCCAUGUAUUGUUUCAGGUUCAGUACAAGUCUGUUAAUAUCCUAAGUGGCUUCAUUAGGAUAACUUUGCCUGUUCUUGAGGUUUUCCAUGUUCCUACAGCCCUCUAGUCACUAAUUCAAGAGCUCACUCUAUCGCCUGCUUGUGUUACUGAUAUGCAAGUUGUGCAUUUGUCCAAUCAAGCAGACCUGUGUGGUAGCCAAUGACACUUACUGCAUGAGUCCUAGGCCUGGGAAUACAAUGGUUUUGUAUUGCACAUCAAUUGCCUUCAACUCUCAUUCUUAGUCAGAUUUGACCCCUUUCGAGCAGCUAUUGCUGCCCAAGGACACAAGUCAUUAAGUUAUGUGUUAGGCUAUUUUUGCUUCAAAGAGAAAUGGGUGGUCAACUCUGCUUAGAAAGGAAAGUGAUGACUUCCUAAGAGGUCAGCCAUGUAUAAUUGUAGAUUUGCAGAGUAUCCAAGUCUUGUGGGUGAGCCUCAUGGGGUGGGGGUUUCACUCCAGCCUCCUGAGCCAGUCAGGGAAAGGGGAGCCCUGCAGUACAGGGAGAGCCUGGGCAUGGAGUCCAGGGACCUGGUUCGAGUUGUGCCAACUUGGGCCAUUUUCUUCUCCCUCCCUAGCCCUCAAUUUCUAUCCUGCAAGUGAGAGCUUAGUCUCUGAUUCUAUAAUCAGGAAAAGUAAGAAUCAGGGGAGCAAAAUGGAAAUUGAGCUCCUUGAAAUGCCAGGCCUUCAAAGGCACUCCAUGUGAAUACAGUGUGAGUAUCAAGUAAAAUGGGAAUAAAAACAGAAAAACUCA
This is a messenger RNA of Equus caballus (horse), 3037 nucleotides long. RefSeq names its product ectodysplasin A receptor (gene EDAR). The record is from RefSeq and is a predicted model, not a curated record. Gene Ontology annotation, cellular component: plasma membrane. Lineage: Eukaryota; Metazoa; Chordata; Mammalia; Perissodactyla; Equidae. Gene Ontology annotation, biological process: positive regulation of canonical NF-kappaB signal transduction; positive regulation of JNK cascade. Gene Ontology annotation, molecular function: signaling receptor activity.